Molecule: messenger RNA, 2137 nt
Organism: Nothoprocta perdicaria
Lineage: Eukaryota; Metazoa; Chordata; Aves; Tinamiformes; Tinamidae
Gene: DLST
Product: dihydrolipoamide S-succinyltransferase
Exons: 15
Coding region: 1-1413 (470 amino acids)
Biological process (GO): tricarboxylic acid cycle
Cellular component (GO): oxoglutarate dehydrogenase complex
Molecular function (GO): dihydrolipoyllysine-residue succinyltransferase activity
Source: RefSeq, a predicted model, not a curated record
AUGGCCUUUAGAAAUCUCUUCCCUCUUAAAGAGAAACAUCAGCAUGAGAAGGAUGGUCUGUCUCUUUGCAAGACUGAUGGCUCCUCUUCUCUCUGGCAGGGCAAUUGCACGCUGGCAGGAUGCUCGCUGUCUGGUGUGGCUGGGAACCAGGGGCUGGCUUACACCAACAGCAGGAAGCUUGUAGUAAAUAGCUCCAGCGUYUUCACUGUUCGCUACUUCAGAACCACUGCGGUACAUAGGGAUGACGUGGUUACAGUGAACACACCAGCCUUUGCAGAGUCAGUCACAGAAGGAGAUGUCAGGUGGGAGAAAGCUGUUGGAGACACAGUGGCGGAAGAUGAAGUGGUGUGUGAGAUYGAAACAGACAAGACAUCAGUGCAAGUUCCAGCCCCAGCAGCUGGUGUGAUUGAAGCCCUUCUGGUACCCGAUGGUGGCAAGGUGGAAGGGGGCACACCUCUCUUCAAACUCAGGAAAACUGGAGCUGCUCCUGCCAAGGCCAAACCAGCGGCAGCUCCUCCUCCUCCUGCAGCCCCUGAACCUGCAGCCGCUGCUGCUCCCGCCGCUGCGGCGGCACCAAUUCCUACCACCAUGCCACCAGUGCCCCCAGUGUCAGCUCAGCCCAUGGACAGCAAGCCAGUGUCUGCGGUGAAGCCGGCUGCAGCUCCAGUGGCAGCGCCUCCUGGGGAGGCAGUGCCCAGCAAAGGUGCCAGAUCAGAGCAUAGGGUGAAGAUGAACAGGAUGCGUCAGCGCAUUGCUCAGCGCCUGAAAGAGGCUCAAAACACUUGUGCCAUGCUGACCACUUUCAAUGAAAUCGAUAUGAGUAACAUUCGGGAGAUGAGAGCCCAGCACAAGGAUCCCUUCCUGAAGAAGCACAACCUGAAGCUGGGUUUCAUGUCGGCAUUUGUGAAAGCUGCAGCUUUUGCUCUGCAAGACCAGCCUGUUGUGAAUGCAGUGAUCGACGAUACGACCAAAGAGAUUGUGUACAGGGACUACGUGGACAUCAGUGUCGCAGUAGCGACUCCUCGUGGUCUGGUGGUGCCUGUCGUUAGGAAUGUAGAAAACAUGAACUUUGCCGACAUAGAACGUGCUAUCCAUGAGCUGGGGGAGAAGGCACGGAAGAACGAGCUGGCCAUCGAAGACAUGGAUGGCGGCACUUUCACCAUCAGCAACGGCGGGGUUUUUGGGUCCCUCUUUGGGACCCCUAUCAUUAACCCGCCCCAGUCGGCCAUCUUGGGCAUGCACGCCAUCUUCGACAGGCCCGUGGCUGUUGGAGGCAAAGUGGAGGUGCGGCCCAUGAUGUACGUGGCGCUCACCUACGACCACCGGCUCAUUGACGGCAGAGAGGCCGUCACUUUCCUGCGCAAGGUCAAGGCGGCGGUGGAGGAUCCCCGCGUGCUGCUGCUCGACCUCUAGGGCGGCCCGGCCCCCACGCCAGCCACCCCGGCCAGGGCAGGGCCAGGGGCCACGCGGGCCGCUCGGGAACUGGCAGCGGUCAUUCCAGCCUCCCUCCCCUGUGACUGGACGUAUCCCAGAGGGAAUCCUGGGGAUAGCUCCUACCUCCUUUCCUGUUCUGCUUAAAGAAGGGUCAGUUCCUCACAAGCACUGCUAUACAGUGGCCCGACUACUGAAUGGCACUGCCUUUCCAGGGCCAGCUGUAAGGCAUCCUCUCCCUCACAGCACCAAACUGUCACCUCUAGCUUGUCCUUCACCACUGGAAACCGCUCGCUGCUGCUGUGCUAGGGUAUCUUUCCCUGCCCCUCCGAGGCAGGUUCAGCUUUAUCUCCUAGUACUGAGGUUCCUGGGAGGGAGAGGAGAGGAAAGGCUGCUACUGCUCCGUCCCUCUCUUGCUUGAAACUACUUCACGCUCACGGGUGCCGCAGGAGCAGCGUGGGGAGGCCCUGGCCGCAGCGGGGCCGGGGUGGGUGCCCCACGCUGCGCGCUUACACUCCCCCUGCAGACAGGAACACGGCGCUCGCAGCCCCCUGUUCCCUCGGGGCUCUCACAGCCGCGUGGGCAGGGGCUGGGGUCCCUGUGGAGGUAGCGCUGUCCCCAGGGCCACAAGCCCUUCACUGGGACGUGUCCAGCACUGGGGAAGGCACGGCCCCCUGCAGCUGUCCUGGAAUCCCGGCUCGCUGCC